AUGCUCACUUUACGUCCUUUUAACACAGCUCCUGACACUGUAAUUUGGCCAUUGGUGGAGCAAUUUGUAGCAGAGGGAUAUACCAAUCCAGAAAUUAUCACUAAACUCAAGGACUACUAUGACACAGAGCAGUAUUCUUUUUUCCUUUCAUUAUUGAAGAAAAAAAGGAUGGUGUGGGGCUUAAAGAGCACUCGGGGCCAGGGACAUUCAGUUAAAAGUAUUGGGCUAGCUAUUGAACGUGUUCGUGCACGGUUUCCUCAUCAAGGAUCACAUGACAUGAAACAGACAUUGCGACAUGAAGAAUCGGUGAUGGUGCCUCAGCGAGUAAUACUAGAAUACAUGAACUUGCACCAUCCAGAAGAAGUACAAGGACAAGUAAGACGCCAAUUAAAACCUCUUUUUCACGUUGGAAUUGAGCCCUGUUCUGGCUAUGUCCUCUGGCUCAAAGUUUGGUGGACAAACCACAAUCCUCGUCUAAUAUGCGGAUGGUACUGCAACAUUAUGGAGCGGUUGGGUGGGAUGCCUCUAAUCACUCAAAGCGACCCUGGAACCGAAAAUUAUAGCAUUGCAAAUGACCACACACUCCUUCGAUACAUGCAAGACCCAGCUUUGGACAAAAUGUUACAGCAUAGUUUCAAAGGAUCCCAUUGCAACAUCAAGCCAGAGAUCUUUUGGGAGGGCCUAUAUGAUGCAGAUGAUCCCCUCCAAUGGCUGGUAUUCCACUAUGUAUUUAUCCCCUGGAUACAACAGGAACUCGACCGCUUUGUUGACAGAUUCAACCGCACAAAGCCCCGACAUAAUUCACACAAGCUGCUUCCACACGGACACCCCAUUGAUAUCUUCAAUCAACCAGAGAAAUUUGAGUUGCGUGACUUUGUGGUUAAGAUCCAUCCGCCUUAUCUCACUGAAGUGCGAAAAAAAUAUGCACCCCCCGAUCAUCAUGUCUUUAACUUAGUACCUCCAGCCUUUGCGUUACAAGCUUGCGCAAUCUCAGAUGCUGCAAACUACCCACCAAUUUGUUGCAACAAUGUAUGGGACAUCUAUGUCCACUUGCUCGAGCAGUUCCAAAACCAGCCGAACGACACUGAAUUCCAGGCCAUGCUGGCCAAGUCUGCUAUUCCAACAAUGCAGAAGACUUGGAUUUCAUGCCGACCUGUUGUGGGAGGCGCACCACAUAAUGUUGCAUGCUACUCAUCACACGAAGCAGAGACUGACUUUGAAUAUGAAUGGACGGACGAUUCGGAUGGAACCUGGGAUUGA
Messenger RNA from Serpula lacrymans var. lacrymans S7.9, 1260 nucleotides. RefSeq lists its product as uncharacterized. The record is from RefSeq and is a predicted model, not a curated record. Lineage: Eukaryota; Fungi; Basidiomycota; Agaricomycetes; Boletales; Serpulaceae. The transcript has 9 exons. Bases 1 to 1260 code for a protein of 419 amino acids.